AUGUCUCAGUUAUCGUUAUCUUUUGUUUUUCAGCGUGAAUGUAUCUCUGUUCAUAUCGGCCAGGCUGGUGUCCAGAUGGGUAAUGCCUGUUGGGAGUUGUACUGUUUGGAACAUGGUAUCCAGCCUGAUGGUCAGAUGCCAUCAGAUAAAACUAUUGGAGGUGGAGACGAUUCUUUCAACACAUUCUUCAGUGAGACGGGAGCUGGUAAACAUGUACCAAGAGCUGUGUUUGUUGACUUGGAACCAACGGUUGUAGAUGAAGUAAGAACUGGUACCUAUCGUCAACUCUUCCAUCCUGAACAACUCAUCACUGGUAAAGAAGAUGCUGCCAAUAACUAUGCUCGAGGUCACUACACCGUGGGUAAAGAAAUCAUUGAUUUGGUUCUCGACAGAAUCAGGAAAUUGGCUGAUCAAUGUACUGGUCUUCAGGGAUUUCUCAUCUUCCACAGUUUUGCCAACCAGAUGGUAAAAUGCGAUCCUCGUCAUGGCAAGUACAUGUCUUGUUGUAUGUUGUACCGAGGAGAUGUUGUUCCUAAAGAUGUCAAUGCUGCCAUCGCCACCAUCAAGACCAAGAGAACCAUCCAAUUUGUUGACUGGUGUCCAACUGGUUUUAAAGUCGGUAUCAACUACCAACCACCAACUGUUGUACCAGGAGGGGAUUUAGCCAAGGUACAGAGAGCUGUUUGUAUGUUGAGUAACACUACUGCUAUUGCCGAAGCUUGGGCUCGUCUAGAUCAUAAAUUUGAUCUGAUGUACGCUAAGAGAGCUUUCGUCCACUGGUAUGUUGGUGAAGGUAUGGAAGAAGGUGAAUUCUCUGAAGCUAGAGAGGAUUUGGCUGCUCUAGAGAAAGAUUAUGAAGAAGUUGGUGUUGACUCUGUUGAAGGCGAAGGAGAGGAAGAAGGAGGUGAAGAAUAUUAA
Patella vulgata (common limpet) is the source of this 918-nucleotide messenger RNA. Its product is annotated as tubulin alpha-2/alpha-4 chain-like. The record is from RefSeq and is a predicted model, not a curated record. The transcript has 2 exons. Bases 1 to 918 code for a protein of 305 amino acids. Gene Ontology annotation, molecular function: structural constituent of cytoskeleton; GTP binding. Gene Ontology annotation, cellular component: microtubule; cytoplasm. Lineage: Eukaryota; Metazoa; Mollusca; Gastropoda; Patellidae. Gene Ontology annotation, biological process: mitotic cell cycle; microtubule cytoskeleton organization.